This is a messenger RNA of Angiostrongylus costaricensis, 777 nucleotides long. The record is from the annotation of a GenBank genome assembly. Lineage: Eukaryota; Metazoa; Nematoda; Chromadorea; Rhabditida; Metastrongylidae.
AUGGUCAUUACUACAACAAAAUUUCGGGUUUCUGAAAACAAAACUCCUGUUGUCUUUCCUAGGGGUGAAGAGGUGAAGAAACUGGAUGUACUAUCAAAUGAGCUUGUGAUCAACAUGUUGAAGUCCAGUUACACAACAUGUGCGCUUCUAUCGGAGGAAAACGAGGAGCUCAUUGAGAUCGCUUUGCAGAAGAGUGAAGGUGACGUUACAUUGGAUGAUGUACUGAGACCAGGCAGAGAGAUGGUGGCUGCUGGGUAUGCGCUAUAUGGAUCAGCGACAAUGGUUGUUCUGACCACUGGUAACGGUGUUAACGGAUUCACUCUCGAUCCGGCUAUUGGCGAAUUUAUUCUCACUCAUCCUAAUAUGAAGUGCAAAUCAAAAGGUUCCAUAUAUUCGAUCAAUGAAGGAUACGCAUCAACUUGGAGCAAAGGAAUAGCGGAGUAUAUUCGCACACGAAAAGAAGACCAGCCAGGAAGGAAGGCUAUGGGUCAAAGAUACGUCGGAUCAAUGGUGGCUGAUGUUCAUCGAACACUAUUGAAUGGCGGCAUCUUUCUAUAUCCCGCGACUGCAAGCUCACCGAAUGGCAAACUACGGCUUCUUUACGAAUGUAAUCCGAUGGCGAUGAUCCUGGAACAAGCCGGUGGCUUAGCGACUACAGGAAAAAUGCGCAUACUGGACGUUGUUCCAAAAAAGAUUCACGAACGUUCGCCGAUUAUUCUUGGUUCGAAGGAUGACGUCAAUGAAGCCAUAGAAUUUAUUAAAAAAUUUGAUUCUUAG